This is a messenger RNA of Caenorhabditis bovis, 2079 nucleotides long. The record is from the annotation of a GenBank genome assembly. Lineage: Eukaryota; Metazoa; Nematoda; Chromadorea; Rhabditida; Rhabditidae.
AUGAUGGAAAUGGUGUCGAACGCACGAAUACAUGACGAGAUUGGCGCGGCGACGAGACGCAAUGAGGGAGUACGGUGCUCGAAGCGAAUUCUUGACGGAAUUUGCCUUCAAAUGGCCGCCACCCCAUUCGCCGCUCAUAAUAACAACAAUAAAUCGUGUAAUUACGAUGAUCAUUUUGAUUGUGAGCCGUACCCGUGCUCGUCGAAAUCGUUUAACGACGAUUAUCUCGAACCUGACGUGAUUGAAAGUGUGCGCAACGACGAGAAUGAGGCGUCGAGACAUCAUCCGGUGUUGUCAUUGAUUGGUCCGCUGUUUGCGCCGGAGGACUUUGAGAUACUUGAGCCGCUCGGCGAGGGAUUCUUCAGCAAAGUCUACAAGGUGAGACACGCGUCGAGCGGCGAGAUUCUUGUGCUGAAAGAGAACAAGCCGACGGAAUCAUCGAGAAGAAGCGCGCACGCGGACGCGGCUCGCGAGGCGGCAAUGAUGCGGCAACUCAAACACGGCAAUGUUCUCGAAUUGCGCGGAAUUUGCAUUUCGCGCGGCGAUUGCGGUACGAAUGAUGGCAAAUGGGAUGCGAAUUUGCUGGUGACAUAUUGCGAGGGUGGAAGUCUCGCGAGUUUGGUGCUUGAUCGAACGUUGCAUCUUUCGUGGCAGCGACGUGUGCGUUAUGCUUUGGACAUUGCUCGUGCCAUGGAAUACAUUCAUAGUCAAGGAAUUAUUCAUCGCGAUUUGACAUCAUCGAACGUUCUCAUUCGUCAUGACAAUCAUGAACAUGACAAUUGGGGAAAAGCGGUCGUCGCCGAUUUUGGACUCUCGUGUCCGUUUCCGGAGCCCGGCGAGAAGCUCGCCCAAGUUGGGACCACCUAUUUCAUGAGUCCCGAAUGCUUGAAAGAGGAGUAUUAUGAUGAGAAGUCGGAUGUAUUCUCGUUUGGCAUCAUUUUGUGUCAAAUGAUCGCCCGAAUCGACGUGGAUCCGGAUGGCGGAAUACCGAGGACGAGCAAGUUCGGAUUCGAUUACAUGCUGUUCACGCCGCUGUGUCCGUUGGACACGCCCAUCGAGCUUCUCAAAUUGGCAUUCAAUUCGUGUGUGAUGGAUCCGGCGGCUCGUCCGUCGUUUGAGGAAUCGCGAAGAAAAUUGGAGGAUAUUGUGGUUAGCCUGCCGAAUCCGCAACACUCGAAAUCGAUGGAAAUGACGAGAGAUGGGAAAGAGUCGCGACUCGGUCGGAGUCGAUCGGACGCGGCGCUCAAACGGCCGAAGAGUCUCGCGGCGACGUCGCGCAAAUUGUCGACGAACUUCAACGUCGGCACACGGCCGGUGAUUGAGGGCGAGGUUAGCGACGAGACGCACGCGCACAAAAUGGAGGCGCUUGCGCGCGAUGUGGCGCGCGACGAGCCCGAAUUUCGGCACAUCAAUCCGUUUCUCGGACACGAGCGAUUUCGGAACGAGCGCAAAAUUCUGCCGAAGAAGGCGACGUCGACGCCGCGACGACGAAGCGCAACGAAGACGGAUGGAGCGCCGAAGAUGUACGCGACGCAGGCGUCGCUGAAUAGUACCCCUCGUCGACGAUGUCUUUCGAUGCCGUCGUUCAUCAAUGAUCUUUCAUCGUCGACUCAUUACACGUCGUUCUCAUAUGACGGAACGUUUGGCGGCGACGAAUCGCUUGACGACUCGGAAUAUGUCGAUGCGAACGCGUCGCCGGCUAGCGGAAUCCCGAUGGCGUAUCGCGAUUUGGAUAGGUGCUUCUUGAAGCAGAUGAAGCGAUUCCCGUCGCGUCGGCACACGAUGAUGUCGGAUGUGAAGACGAGCGCCUCAAAUUUUGACAUAAGCACGACGGACGGUGUCGAGGGUCCGUCGGCGAAACAUAGUCACACGAAAAUUGCUGCUAAAAAUCGCGAAAUUUCAGUUGCCCAACAAAAACGCCCGUCUCGUUGUGUGGUGAUUGUUGGCGAUGACGAGCCGACGACGACGUCGACACCGCCGCCAGCCGACACCAUAGUCCGCCAAUCGAAUCGUCAACGAAGGCUGAGCCGCGUGUGCUCGGCGGCUCAUCGAAAUUCGAACGAAUGCGCGAUCCUCUAA